Puccinia triticina is the source of this 3399-nucleotide messenger RNA. RefSeq lists its product as uncharacterized. NCBI's taxonomy places the organism in Eukaryota, Fungi, Basidiomycota, Pucciniomycetes, Pucciniales, Pucciniaceae. The record is from RefSeq and is a predicted model, not a curated record. Gene Ontology annotation, molecular function: metal ion binding; guanyl-nucleotide exchange factor activity. The transcript is spliced from 5 exons. The coding region runs from base 1 to 3399 and encodes 1132 amino acids.
AUGCCUUCGCUUUCGGUGCGUCGGACAUGCUCUGAGGAUCUUGCAACCUCACCCAAUUGUAAUUCCAAUCCCUCACCUUCAUGCCCAGCUCCCAGCGUUGGGAUAGAGUUCCCCUCCGAAGCUACUAAUCUCCUUGCUCUGGAAUCAGAAAAUGUUGAUGUUUCACCAAUUGAAAAUGCUCCCUCUCGAUCCCACUUUCCGGUUACUGCAUCGACACUCCGUGAAUCCGGAACGCCUGCUACAGAUCCAAUGAACGACACACCAAGCAGAUUGAACCGGACGCCGUUGGAUCGUAGAAUAUCACUUCCGCUACUUGGAAUCGAUUUGGGCCGGUCAGGCCCGUCUUAUGGCCAGACUUUGAAGAGAAUGAGCGUCGCGGUCUACGGUGUUGCUAGCAAUGCAUUCGAGCCCCUGGACAACAACUCCAUGAAAGACUAUACCUCAAGGCGCCCGUUCUCUCCAGACCAUUCAACUGACCGGCCAGCUCAUCCUCAGAAAACCAACCCAAGGCCAACUGUUAGCAUCUCAGCUUAUGGCGAGGGAUCAAUAGCUCAAAGUUCGGACAGCUACGGAAGCUGUAGCUCGAACGACAGCGCAAGGUUAUACGAGAAGAACGACACCGAAAAUCUCAUACCACUUUCACAUCAGUCCACCUCAACCAUGGUCCAGCCUGUAUUUCCCAGUCGGACUAAAUCCUCACGGAGCUCUAGACCACCCGGCCUCAGGGCCCAGCGCGAACUGAAAGCUCGAAACGUAAACUUGCCUUUUAAAACCAAUGUGAAGUAUCCACUCAAAACGACCAGGCCAGAAGUCGCCGGAGUAAGCCACUUGGAUCGCCAGUUAAAUGCGCAUUCCUCAUCUGACACGUUUCAAAGGUCGAACGACUCGCCAAAUUCAUUGAAUUUUCCACCCUUCCCGAAUGGCGAAGCUCUCUAUCAAAAGAACUUGAAAAAACAGCGGCAGAUUGUCAAGGAAUUGAUUGAAACCGAGAGGCGAUACUUCGAACUGCUUAACAAAAUCCAAUCCAAUUAUAUUGUACCCAUACAAGCUUCCCACAAGUCAACUGACUACCAGAGAAUAAUUUUAUCCAAGAAAACCACAGUGGACAUUUUCUCAAACUUCGCCGCUAUCCUUGGUCUCUCCGGUCAGUUUUUGGCCAGCCUGGAAAAGCUAGGACAAAAUCACAAAUUAUUCGAUCCACCUGUACCCACGCAUUCCCCUCUCCUAACCACGGCGUCAAGCAGUUCGCAAGAAAGACAAACACUACGCUUCCCCAAAGCUGAAAGCUCCGCGGUUAAGAGGCUGAAAAUCGGGGAGACUUUAAUGGAAUUUUUACCAUUUUUCAAAUUGUAUACCACGUUCACUAGUAACUUCUCUGUUUCUCAGUCUACCCUUCAUCUUCAUUCGGCUAAACGUGGGCCGAGUCCAGCAUUUUUCAAUCUCCUGGAAGAUUGUCGCCGACGCGGCGUUGAUAAUGGCUUGGGACUAGCGCACAUGCUCCUCGGCAUCAUUCAACGGGUGCCUCGCUACGAACUUUUGAUCAAAGAACUAAUCAAGUAUUCCGAAGAAACUGAUCCGGACUAUCGCCAUCUUUUGUCGGCCCAGACAAUGGUUGGAUGUGUUGCACGGCGGCUAGAAAUCGGAAUGAACGAGCAAGCUGCAACGAAAAUCAUUCUCACCAUCCAACGUGCUAUGGAAGGACUCGAGUUCCCGCUAGUCAUUCCCAGUCGUAAAUUGGUCAAGAUUGGCCAACUUAAGAAGAUUGGCCGGAAGGGAGACUUGCAAGACCGAGUCUUCUUCCUUUUCAACGACUCUCUAAUCUACUGUGGCAUCCUUAAGAACGGGAACGUAGAAUCUGUGGAAAAGUGGCUGGGGCAGCUGGGGACAUCCUUCAAAAACACCGCCAGUGCCGGUAGUCUCCCAAUCGGCCCCGUGAAUGCAUUGACGAUAAAGCACAUCUCGACAAAUUUUCUCUUGCCAUUCACGCAUGGAGACGACAACUCGCCUCGCUUAAUCUUUUGCUGCAAGAUGAACUUGCAUGAUGUGACUACUGUUGGUACAGUUGGAGGGCGGAAGAGUGAAUAUUCUACCGGGUUUCAAAUCAUAUCUUCAGCGAAAAGCUUCGUCGUUUAUGCCAAAAAUGCUAUAGAAAAGGAGGACUGGAUCAGCACUUUGAGGGAAACCAAGAGCGAAUUACUUGAUAGUAGAAGGACAUUAUUCAUCAAGGAGGAAUUUGGCGAUCGCGAUAAAAAUUCACAUCCAAACAAACUCGGUUUUAUUAUCGAAGGCCAACCUUCUCGGGGAUACUCAUGGCUUUCACUUGCUUCCACCGAAGACGAUUCCCAUUCAGCACACAGUGACAAGCUGGCCGAAAGAACUCCUCAGAAGUCAAGGAAUAAACCUUCAACAUUAUCUUUUCCUGCGCUCUCAAAUUACAGAUCGCCCGUGAAAAGCUCGAUGUUCACUAACCUCCUCUCACCUCGGGCGAGGUUACAUUCUACUCCUUCGAAAUCAUCCGUCUUCAAUUGGAAACCUUUGGUCAACCUGAGCAUCCCGCCUCUUACCAACCAAAUGACCCAAAUUCUUGAAGGCAUUCAAGAAGCCCACGCUGGAUCGUUAGCCGAGAAUACCAGUAACCCGGCUGAACCCACUGUCUCACUCGAACCAAAGCCUCCCAAUCAACCGCGAAGCCAGCAUAACGAAGACCUCGAAGCUUCGAGGAAACCAUUCGGAAUGAAAUAUGUCGCGGAGAAUUAUUGCGCACCUGUAUGGGUUCCUGAUAACCAUGUUAAUAGAUGUAUGGGGAAAUGUCAGAUGUGGUUUAGCGUUCUUAAGAGGAGACAUCACUGUAGGUUAUGCGGUGGAGUGUUUUGCUCUAGUUGCUCAUCCAGGCUCUUUGUGAUCAGGAACCAAGAGCAAGGCGAUCAGCUUGCUCGAGCUUGUGAAGCUUGCUUCCAAUCAGUAUUCUUGGACGUUCAUGACGGGAAAACGAAGCAAACAACGGGAGAGGAUGAAUUCUACCGCCCCAUAUUGUCCAAUAGGCCUCAUGACGAUCAAGACCUGAUACUGCGUAGACAAAGGCCCCAUCUCAGACAUGCGCACCGUCAGAGCCUCCCCAUGGACUUGGGCUCAGCCUACUUUCGGCACAGUAGCCUAGCUAAUCUCGGUGAAGACGAUCAGCGUCGCUCAAUUAUCUCUGCCGUAACAAGCGUGGGAGGCGACUCGGUUUAUGGGGCUUCAAAGGCUGAUGAGCUGAAUGAUUUCGUGAACGAUGGACCGACCCCACACGAAGAGAACCACAAGAACGUCCCCCAUCCUGUACCAAGCCCCUCACCAGCACGCUCGCAGACACAUGCACGUCAAAGGCUUACUAGUCUCCUUCAAAGCAGAUCUCGGUGA